Messenger RNA from Aspergillus glaucus CBS 516.65, 7701 nucleotides. Its product is annotated as putative Rho guanyl nucleotide exchange factor. Gene Ontology annotation, molecular function: guanyl-nucleotide exchange factor activity. The transcript has 11 exons. The record is from RefSeq and is a predicted model, not a curated record. Lineage: Eukaryota; Fungi; Ascomycota; Eurotiomycetes; Eurotiales; Aspergillaceae. Bases 90 to 7283 code for a protein of 2397 amino acids.
CGAUUAAUCGUGACUGAGAACAGUCUAUAUAUCCAUAUGAAAUGAUGCCAUCUUGAGGGACCUUUUUUGCUUAAAGCAGCUAUAUAGAUAUGGCAAGGCCAACCAGGAAGCCUCGCAGUCCAUCUGGCCCAUCUGGUCCAUCUGGGCCUGUUAAAGCAGGUCGUGUAACCAGAGCUCGAAAGGCCGCCCCUAUCUCACCCAUCAGAAUACAAGCAGCAGAAAUAGCUGUCGACCUUGAAUCUGCGCCACCAGUUGACGGAGAUCCACCAGCGUGGGCAGAGACUCGACCUGAGCUAUGUGAUGCACUUCCCUGGUUUCGGUCUGUCCAAGGUGGGGUAUAUCAUAAUGGUGGUUUUUGCUGGGGCUUCCUCAUGGAUGCUGAUUGCGGCAUACGUUCUUAUAUCGGCGACGAAGUCAUCAUUACUAGAGUUGGUGGUGGUUGCACCAAAGAUGCAGACGGAAACUUGGUUCUCCUCAAAGACCAAGACGAAAGUUGUUUCACAACCAGCAUUAUAAAUAGCAAGGAACAUAAUGUUCCAGUCGGUUUAAUUAUAGGGAACCGCAACGUUCUUCUAGGAAGAAAGCUUCCCCAUCGAUACAAUGUGAUGGCCUACUUUCGUGUGACGGAUAUCUGGUUUGAGAGAAUUGGUGGAAAGGCUGGAGGAAAGGUACGCUUCGAAAAGAUUGACCUCGAGAACAAAAGCUGGUGGGCAGAAAAAGAUUCCCCACCACCAUCGCCCCUUGAGCAGCGGGUGGACAUCAAGCCCGAGAGGGUGCAGUGCCUGGAGUGCUCCAAAUUUAGCACACGCAUAUAUAAUGAAGGUUGGAUGUGCCUUCAACCAUCUUGUAAAUCCUUCUGGACUAUUGAUGGCUCAGUUCCCCCGGCGUGUCUCACCUUUUACCCGGACCUCCUCAAGUAUCGUGCAGCCCCGGACCCAAGUUUACAACCGCACUACAGCUUGGUCCCUAAUCUGCUGGCUACGAUAAACGAAUAUGAAGGUGAUGCCAGCCUCUCACGGAUCGCUUGGAGAGGUAUCGUAUGCCCCCAAUGCUCCAAGUGCAUAUCGCGCAGAUUCUGGAGAGGCUGGAAAUGCAUAGAUGAUGUUACUACUGGACCAGACUGCAAUGCUUGCUCAUUCGAGAAAACGAUGAAUAUCCAACCUGCCUCUUUACGCUCAGUUAUAGAUGAUUUCGAGCUGGGUCCGAUCAAGCGAACCCUUUUCUUCGAUCGCAAGUUCAUGAUUCCGGAAGUCGACGAUUCUUCGUUACAUCCAUAUCGAAAGCUCACCUAUCCCAUACCGGGUGUAGGGUUUGUCACCCAUUUUGUCUCGAACAAGGCCAUUAACAGUCGCACAAACGGACCCAACGACCUAUUCCACCAGCUCCAGGCUUCUGACCUAGGGCUGCGACGAUAUCCUUUACAGCAAAGUGUCGUGCCUGGGACACUUACUGCACACUUUGCUGUUAACUUUGGAAUGCCGUAUAAAUACGUGGUUUCCGUGGACUCUAAAGGUUUUAGUGAAGCACCUGAUGAGAUCCUACGAGCAUUGGGCCGUUUGAGUUGGGCAACCGAGAAAGCGGUUGUGGACACGGCCGAUUCAUACUUUCCACCGAACGAGCUGCUCAUGUUGGGUUACUUUGAAGACAUGAAAAUCGGUUAUCAUGAUGACGGGGAAUCGUCACUCGGCCCUACAAUCUCAACGCUUUCAUUGGGCGCAACGGCCACUAUGUACAUUCGGAUGAAGUACAAACACUACCAUGGAUUUAGUAAAACCAGAAAGCUUCUCGACGAUGACCCCGUUCUGCAAGGUUGCCGGUUUGAGAGUGAACGACGGACACUCAAGGAGCAAUUCAAAACCGGGGAAAUUACGAAGGACGGCUACGAUACCUUGCGUCGAGCGGUCCUAUUUAAACAUAGCAGAAAUGGAGAAGCGUCUCCAAUUAUCAAGAUGACGUUGAAUCAUGGCGACUUGGUCGUGAUGCAUGGAGAGAACCUCCAAAAGUACUACGAGACCCAACCACCCCCGCUUCAACGAAUGCCCAGUUACGACGCAGGAGAUGACGCUGGCUUCUUCAACUCACCCCGUUUACAAUCUUCGCGGAAAAUGAAUUGGGAGACAAGAUAUGGCGGGGGUGUUAAUGGUGAAACACAAGGUGCCGAUGACUGGGAAGACCGGUAUGGAGGGACCUCCCCUCGAACCUCUCAUGGCCGGAAUCUAUCGCAGGGCUCGUCUCGAUACCAGUAUGCGCCGUCCAUCUCGACCUCGCGCCCUUACAAUCCCCAAGAAUUCGCCCUCCCACCGACCCCGUCGCAGUUCGGAUUCAACAACGUAAAUUACUCGAGCUCGGGCACGCUCUACACAGGCAGCAAUGCGGGUGGUCACCAGCCGUACAAUCCAGCAGCAUACCAGCCAGCCGGUCUAGCUGGGUAUGGGGAUUCGCAGAAUGUCCAACGCCAGCCUAGUACUAUCGCGUCGCCUUACGCACAGACUCCCUCGACUCCGCUGUCCUUCGGGUUUCCUUCUCAGCAAAUACCGCCCCCACCGCCUCCCCGCGGGCCAGAUCAUCCCUAUGGAAGCCGUCCGUCAUAUUCUGCUGGUUCAACUGAUGGUUUAUAUGGAUCUGGUGCUGCAGCGCCAUCGCAACUGGCUUAUAGCACGACCUCCGCGUCUUCGGCCUCCAAUAGCACUGCGUAUGCUUCGAGAGACUCUAUUACUGCUACGAGUCUAGGUUCGAUAUCAUCGCGCUCAUACUCUCGUGGAUCGCAAGGAGCCGGCUACGUACCGCAAUCCCCGCGUCGCACCGCACCGACCACCUACAACGAACUACCCCCAGAGCCUCCAGCGCACUCCACCCCAACCGAUGAUAUAUUUGCAAAACGACCCAGCUUUUCUCGUCCCGCUUCCGGGCGGUCCCUGCCAACACCGCCUGGCCAGCAAUCGCCUCGCCGGACAGACACCUUAACGCGGCAUCCACAAUCCCGUCCUCUGCCUGGUCCUCCAGUGGAGACGGAUCUCGAUGCAGCGCCGGCCCCUCUGGCUGGUACGAGUGGGAUAGGUGAUUUGCAUGCUGGACCGGAAGAGGAGAUGAACUAUGACGACUUGAUGAAGGAGGUUGAGGCUGCUGUGAUGGACGGGCGGAUUGGGUUGGCGGGACGACAUAAUUCAGGAGAGUCGCGUUCUGGACAUCCCCAGCCAAUUGAGGAGGAGGAGGAGGAGGUUGACGACACGCGUAUUGCAUCGCCCCAGCACGCUUCUGAUGACAGACACGCCAAUGGCAACAUGGCCACGGGAACGGGACAAUAUGUGAACUACGAUGCGUACAGCGACGAGAGUGAUGCGGAAGCCGCGGCCGGAUUGGCAAUGCUACAAAUGGCGGAGGAGGAAGAACGUGCGGAGGAGAGUCGCCUACAUGGACGGACACGACGGGAGACGAAUGAUUCGAUAUUCAGUGCGUACGCAGCCCGUUCCUCGGACCGGGCACCUUCGCCGCACGACGAUAUUUAUGCGCACUAUGACGAUGGUUACACGCCCCAAAUGCACUAUGGACAUGACGAGUAUUACAAUGUACCCGAAUACGUUGAUGAAGCGGACGAUCACGACAGGGUUGCGGUGGGGGUUUCGGGGUCGUACAGAGAGUCCGAGAUGCCCGCUGAUGAGCAUGGUGAUUACUCUGAGGAUUAUGAAUACCAAUCCAUGCCCACCGAACCUCGCUACUCGAUCAACCAUGCUCGUGUGGACGCUGGCGGGACUGGCGGACUUGCAGAACCUGGUGCUUUUACUCGCCGCAUGAGCUUUGACUAUGGCGAUGAAGGUGAUGUCACUUUGUCUCAAGGUGCUGAUGUCUAUCGCUCAGGUAGUGAGAGUUCAGACCGAGGAGAUCAUAGGGAAUUCUUUUUCCAUCCUGGAAUGCGGCCGCUGCCACCUGCGCCUGUUGAACCGAUGGACAACGCCACUGUAGUUCCGCACCUGAUGCCGGCAGGCACGUACCGUCACCAGGACCCAAUUGACCCGACGAGCCGCACGCAGCUCACGCAGGCUUACACCCCAGACUCGUACGAACAGGCGAUGCCCAGCCCGACGCAGGUCCCGCGCUCGACUUCCUUAUCCACCCAACCCAUCGGUCCCCGUGCCGAUCCUCCCAUCCGAUCCAAGACCGACGCAGACCGCAUAAAGUACAAGCAGCAGCAGGAGCUGGUCCGCCAGUCACAGCUUGGCGGCCUCCGUGCCGACGCCUUCUUCCAGGACGCUGACCCCGCGCUACUCGAUCUCCCCACGAUCCCAGCAGCCCGACGCAAGAAGUUCAACCCGGCCAAGUUGUCGUCUGACCAUUUUAAGAGAUGUGCGGAGCCUUGGGCUCUUAGUGCGGUUGUUGCGUGGAUUCGGGAGAUGAGCGAAGGUGAAACGGAUCUGAAAGAACAUGCUAUCAUGGAUGCGUUUGUGGCGCUUUUCACGCACAAGGUUCCGACGAUGAAUAUUGCUGAUGCGGAGACGCUGGCGGCUCGCGUGGUUAAGAACAUGUUGACGGAAGAGGCUUUGAUUAAGGACGAGGAAUGGGUGAAAUUCGGCAAUGGGACGCUCUCUGGUGUAUUGUUCCAGAUCACAGGAACAGGAUGCUACUCGUCGCGAUUGCACGAGCAGGAGUCGGAAGUGUUUGGCCGUUGUUACUCGCACCACUGCAUGCGGACGCUGAAGAAGGUCAACCUGAAGGCGCAGAUGAUGGAGCCGCAGAAGAAGAUUGAGGACUGGGUGACUUUCUACAAGGUGUCCAAGGAUGUGUGGGAGUCGUAUCCGAAGAAGGAGGUCGACCGCCAGAAUAACCUGCACGAGAUUGUCACCACGGAAGAUGCUUACAUUGGACAAUUGGAUAUCUUACGGGAACUGUAUCGGGAUCAGCUGGCAGCCAUGCAACCAUCCAUCAUCACGCCGAAGCGACUGAACAAGUUCCUAACCGAUGUCUUUGGCCGAGUCGAUAGCGUGAAACGCGCCAACGAGGACUUUCUCCUCGCGCAGCUAAAAUACCGGCAGAAAGAACAGGGCCCGUUCAUCGUUGGUUUCAGCGAUAUCUUCCGCGAAUGGAUCCGCAAAGCCAAGGCAACGUAUAUCGAAUAUGCGGGCACUUUCCCGUACGCCAAUUUCCUUGUUCGCAGGGAGUCCGAGCGGAAUGUGCAUUUCAGGCAGUUCUUGAACCAGGCGCGUGAUCAUAAGUCGUCGCAUCGGUUGUCGUGGGAUACGUAUCUCAAGGCUCCGAUUACGAGGAUUCAGCGGUAUACGCUGUUGCUUUCGACGAUUUACAAGAAUACAGUUAAGGACUCGGAGGAGAAGUCGAAUCUUGCACAGGCUAUGGAGGAGAUUAAGCAGGUUGCGUUGGAGUGUGAUAACAAGGUCGGGGAAAUGAGCAAGAAGGUUGAUCUUGUUGAGCUGUCCACCAAGCUACAACUCAGACCAGAGAUGAAGAAAGAGGUAGAAUUGAAUCUCGAACACUUGGGUCGCGAGAUCAUCUUCCGGGGUGACUUGCAGCGACCAGGAACGAGAACUCGGUUCCUCGUCGAUACACAUGCCAUUCUGUUCGACCAUUAUUUUGUCUUGGCGAAGAGCGUCACGGCCCGUGAUUCAUCCAGGACAGCCAAGUUCGAGUACUUCGAUAUCUCCAAGCUGCCUAUUCCGAUGGAUCUCCUUGUUCUCGAAAGUACCAAUGAUGAUCCAGUCGUGAAGUCGUCUGUUCGCGGUGUUUCUACAGUCACACCUCCACAUGUUGUGCGCUCGGGUGCAAUGGGACCGAAUUCUCUAACACAUGCCAACAGCACCAAUUCUCUCGUUCCAAGUACAGUCCUUGAGAGUCCCAAGGAUGACAAGAUUCUGUACCCAUUUAAGAUUAAGCAUCUUGGUAAGAACGGGACGUACACGCUGUACGCCUUCUCCGCGCAAAGCCGCGCAGAAUGGUGCGAGAUGAUCACUGAAGCGAAAACGAAACACGCUGCUGCGUUGUAUGCCCAAAAUGCAGAACCGUUCCGGCUGCGCGUGCUGGCGGAUACUGCAUUCGCGAACUCUGAUCACCACGGGGGAUCUAAGAGUGUGACUAUCGAGGGCACGCCGCUUGACCGUGCGAUCAAGUCUGUGGAGGAGAAAUAUGCUGGUCCUGGACCUAGGCCACUGCCGAUUUGCAAGACAAAUGUUAAUUGUGCUACUGUCUUUCAGCAACCCCCUGGACGGAUGAUGUGUGCUAUUGGGACGGAUAACGGAGUUUACUUGUCGGAGUACAACGACCCCCGUGGUUGGGUUAGGGCCAUCCCCAUCGGGCGAGUCACCCAAAUCGCCGUCUUUGAAGAAUUCAACGCCUUCCUCCUCAUCUCCGACCGCUCCCUAGUAGCCUAUCACCUCGACGUCGUCUGCCCCUCAUCCGGCAUCUCCCAACUCCCCAGCGAAUCCGCCCGCCGCGCCCCCCAAAAGCUCUCCGGCCGCGAAGUCGGCUUCUUCGCCGCCGGCCGCAUGAAAGACCGCCUGCUAAUCAUGUACAAGAAACGCGACGGCCUCUCCUCCACCUUCAAAGUCCUCGAGCCCGUCCUCCAGAAAUCAUCCUCCUCUAAACACCGCUUCUUCACACACAUCCACGCCCGCCGCUCGCAGACGGAGUUCUUCCGCGAAUACGACGAGUUCUAUAUCCCCGCCGAGUCCUACGCUAUCAACAUGUUCCACUCAUCAUUGGCUAUCUCAACACAACGCGGUAUCGAAAUCCUAACCAUCGACAAGAAACAAACCUGGUCCGUCCCAGACUUCCGCUCCGAACAACCAGAUACUCAAGCCUAUCUCUCCUCCAUCGAACAGCGCAUCAGUAACCUCCGCCCACUCGGCAUGUUCCGUCUCUCCGACAGCGAGUUCCUAGUCGCAUACGCCGAAUGCGCGGUCUACGUCAAUAAACACGGCGACGUGAGUCGAAGCGUCGUCAUGGAAUUUGUCGGCCGCGCGCAUACAGCUUGUCUGUAUGGGAAAUUCCUCAUCCUCUUCAACGAGGAUUUCGUGGAAGUCCGCAACGCAAUGAACGGUCGUCUCCGCCAGGUGAUCCCAGGCCAUAACGUCGUCUGCCUUGACGACGGCAGUUCAUUGCCGGGCUCUGGACAGGGAAUGGGAAUGGGAAUGCCGGCUGCAGGUUUGGGUAGUGGGUUGAUGAUCGGUGCGUCGGGAGCGAUGAUGGGACAUACGGUUAAGAUAUGUAUGCAGCAUCCGGAGUAUGACAGGGGGCAGCUUGUGCUGGAGUUGGUGGAGAAUGAGGGGCAGAAGGAUUGAUCCCCUGCCCUGAGUUUGACUUCGUUUCGUUUCGUUGCAUUUAUCUAUUCGCAUUUUAAUUUGUCGGUUGGUUUGGUUAUGAGGCCUGGUGCUUGUUUUAUGUUUACUUUGGUUUUUUUUUUUUUUUUAUGAUCUGGUUUGGAUAUACCCGCUGCAUCUUGUGUCUUGUCUUGUCUUGUCUUGCAUAUCUGCAUAUCUGCAUAUCUGCAUACAUACAUACUGGUACAUAUGUGCGUGCAUUGCAUUACAUUGCAUUGCAUCUAAUGCAUAUGCUUAUUAUGAUAUAUGUCUUAUUUUCGUCUUUCUAUUUUUGAAUAGCACGUUUUUUGAUUCUGGCAUGCAUGGAUCGGAUCUUGUAUUGUCGUUGUAUAUUAUCAUGACUCGAGUGUAAAGAUACAUAUUUGUACGUACAGAACAG